Molecule: messenger RNA, 3035 nt
Organism: Dermatophagoides farinae (American house dust mite)
Lineage: Eukaryota; Metazoa; Arthropoda; Arachnida; Sarcoptiformes; Pyroglyphidae
Product: ABC transporter G family member 20
Cellular component (GO): membrane
Molecular function (GO): ABC-type transporter activity; ATP hydrolysis activity; ATP binding
Source: RefSeq, a predicted model, not a curated record
AAUUCCAUAAACUUCUGUUCGUUCUAAUUUAUCACCAUUUAAAAAAAAAAUAUUUCAUAUAUGAUGACAUUGAAUUUGGCAAUAAUUGUAAUUACCGGCCAUAAACAUCAAUCAUUUAUAGACCAUUAUUUCGCCACCAUCACCCCACCACCAUCAACAACAACAACAACCAGUAGUUACAAUAAAUAAACAUCGAUUUGAUUCGAUCGAUCCAUCUCCAUGUCCAUAUAUUCAAAUGUUUACAUAUAUACGAAUAUAAUACAUCGAGUUACUAUGUUUGGUCAUACCAAUUCACUGAUUUUCCGUUAGAUGAAAUGCCGCAAUCAAUUUUUAAAAUUAAUGUUCUCGGAAAAUCUGCCACCUAUCAUGUAUAGGUGUGUGUGUGUGUGUGUGUGCGUAUAAAUGUAUCAGUGAAAAUGUAGUUUAUCAACAAAUGAUCAAUUUUUAAAAUUUUAAAUAGAAUACUUCCUCAAUAUUAUUUUCAAAAACUACAAUCGAACCUAAUUUGUCUACCUGUUUGUGUUUAUGGUGUGUGUGUGAUGUGAUUUAAUGGAUUUAUUAUAAAGUUAAAUCAAUUUUUUAUAUGCAAAAAUUGCCUCAUAUUUUUUUUGUAUGCAUUUUUUGAUGAAAAGAUUACGGAACAAUCAAUCGAUUUGAUUGCCAUUAAGAUAUGGUCUAUUUUUGUUACUAAAUUUGUGGUCCUAAAUUUUUAGUCAAAAUAUUGUAUAAAUAUAACCAUCAUUCACCAUCACCAUUUUCAAAUCAAAAACAAAUUUUUCAAGUUAUUCAAUAUUAACUCAUCAUCAUUUAUUCUGAUUCAACAAAUCGACAGAAAUUUUUUCAUUUGAAAAUAAAAAUGUCUGCCACAGACGCCGUCUAUAUCCGUAAUGUCAACUUUAGUUAUGGAAAUAAUCAAAUUCUUCACAAUUUUUGUGCUCGAGUUCCAUAUGCACAGAUCUAUGCAUUAUUGGGUCCAAGUGGAGGAGGAAAGACUACAUUACUCAAAUUAAUAUUGGGACGUUUGAAAAUGCAACAGGGCAUGAUUAGUGUGCUCGGUAUGACACCUGGUGAAGCAAAUUCAAAUAUUAGCUUCAUGCCACAAGAAGUUGGCCUGUGUGAUAAUCUAACAAUUAAUCAGACGUUAAAAUAUUUUAAAUUAAUAUAUCGAAUUUCCAAUGAAGAAUUCUACACCAGACGUAAAGAAUUGACUACAUUGACCAAUCUGCCAAAUGGAAACAUGCUGGUUCGUGAACUUUCUGGUGGCACUAAACGACGAUUAUCAAUUGCCGUUUCGUUAAUUAAUAAUCCAAGUCUGGUUAUAUUGGAUGAACCUACAGUCGGUAUAGAUGCAUUACUUCGGAAUCAAAUUUGGAAUUAUCUGGUAUCGAAAACAGCUGAAGGAAUGACCAUGAUUAUUGUGACACAUUAUAUUGAAGAAGCUGUCAAUGCUGGUCGUGUUGGUUUGAUGCGAAACGGUGCAUUAUUGGCUGAAGAUAAUCCACAACGAUUAAUGUCCAUAUAUGGUGAGGCGAAUCUCGAGGCCGUCUUUCUUAAACUCUGUUGUUAUGAGGACAAAGGCUAUAAUAUAUCCACCUCGGAUCUGCAAAAACAUCAUCAACCAUAUCAAAAUCAUGAAACAACUAAAAUAGAUCCAUAUUUUUGUUCUCAUCAUUAUUCAAUCGGUAAUCAUCAUCAUAAUCAUGACGAACUAUUCAUCAUUUCAAAUAAAUUCAACAAACAUUCCGAAUGUUCGGUUAGUAGUUGUUCAUCAUUAUCAUCAACUCCAUCCUGGAGAACAUUAUUCAAUACAAGAUUAUGGACAAUCAAAUUGUGGAUAUUGUUAACAUUGAUCUAUCGUAAUUUGAACCAAUUUGUAUGCUCUUAUUUUUCAAUCAUCAUUAUCUUGUUGCCGGCAACUCAAGCAUUGAUAUUCUGCCUGGCUGUCAGUAAAGAUAUUACAUUGAUACCAGCAGCUGUUUAUAACGAAGAACCGAAUCCUGGGUAUGGAAAAUUAUUCAUUGAUGCAAUGAAAUCCGUUCGUGGUCAUAUAAUUCAACCCAAAUACUAUGAUUCAGCGGAAGAGGCGACAGAUGCACUCCGUAAGCGUGAAGCAAUCGGUGCAAUUUGGAUACCAGAAAAUUAUACAGAAGCCGUCGAUAUAAGAAUCGAAGAUGGAUUAUCCGCCGAUAAUGAAACUAUCGAAGAUUCAACUAUUCGAAUUUUUCUUGAUAAUUCCUAUUACAUUCUCAGUAUUGAAUUCUACACUACAUUGUUGCAAUCGUUUACGGAUUUUUCACGCCAAUUGUUUCAUUCAAAGUAUAUGGAUCUAUUAGAAGUGCCGAUCAAAAUGGAAAAAACGGCAUUAUCAGAAGAUUAUCGUUUCAAAGAUUAUUUUAUGCCCGGAUAUUUUCUAUUGUUUUUGUAUAUAUCACAAAUUACUAUGGCAUCAUUGACAUUGAACAAAGAACGUAAAGAUGGCCUAUUCGAAAGAUCACUUAUUGCUGGUGUAUCACAUGAGCUUGUCUUUUUCUCACAUAUCAUCACCAGUCUUGUCAUUUCAAUUGUUCAGCUAUGGUUUCUUGAUAUUAUCGCAUUCGCCUUAUUCGACAAUCCGAGCAAUUCAAGUUAUUGGCUUAAAUUCAGCCUAUUAUUACUUGAAAGUUUGAAUGCGAUGUCAUUGGGAUUUGUUAUUUCAUCAUCAAUCAAUUCGGAGAUAUCCUGUCUGGUAUUGGUAUGGUUCAUAACUAUUCCUCAAUGUCUUUCGGCUGGAGUACUAUGGCCAUUGGAAUCAUUGUCUCAACCAUUCAAUUAUCUAUUCUAUUUAUGGCCAUUGAGUAUACCCGUGAAGACUAUUCGCCAUAUAAUGCUUCAAGGUUGGGAUCUUUCCAAUAUUCAUGUACAAUACGGCUUUCUUUCUAUCGGUAUACCGAUGUUAUUAUUUUUCUAUAUCGCAUUGAUCAUUUUUAAACGCAAACAAUAAUGUUAGUCGUUAUCGACUUCAACAAUUUCUUAUUUUUUGAUUAUCUCUCCUUAUC